Messenger RNA from Drosophila eugracilis, 1797 nucleotides. Its product is annotated as protein tantalus. Lineage: Eukaryota; Metazoa; Arthropoda; Insecta; Diptera; Drosophilidae. Bases 305 to 1219 code for a protein of 304 amino acids. The record is from RefSeq and is a predicted model, not a curated record. The transcript has 3 exons.
UCGAUAUUAUCAUCAUUGGCUAACACAGCUCUAAGCUGUUUUUUUUAUAAAAACUUCUCUCAAAUUUUGGCUAUUAUUUUACCGCAUUAAAGAACGCUGACAAAACAAGUAAUAUUCCUUUGCUCAGAUCAAAAAAAGUUUCACUUGGCAACAAUAGAUUUAUCCGUCAGUAGUCCUAUAAACGGCCCCCCGUAGUGAAAGAGACCUGCUUUUUCUGACAGACGCCUGCAGAAAAAAGGCAUUAAAAUAAGGAAAUGCGCGAUUUUCCAAAGGAAUUGAUUUCUAGAGUUCAACCGUGAAAAUAAUGAAUAACAUUGUCUACAACUUUUCGAAGAUCACGCUUCAACCAAAAGAGGUGGGGUUCCCGAGGAAUAGGUCGUCAACUAGCUCGAGCUUAUCAUUCAGACUGAAGGAGAUGGCCAUGUCUGACACAGAGGAAAUGCAAGAUACAUCGGCGCCAAUAGCAGCCGAUGAUAACGAGGAUAACAUUAGCACUGAAUCCUUUGAUUCUGACGAUGUGGACUCCCAACUUAGUCGUUGCGAGGAUAAUGACGAUGACAGCGAUUGCAUCAGUGGAUCGACCUUCUUUCGUAGUUCCAAUUUCGGAGCUAGGGCGGGCGUGGCUCGUCGCAAAAUGCCCGCUAGAGUAUCCAAGGACAACUUUAAUCGAGUAUGCAGCGCCAUCAUGAAACCUAUCAAGAAGAAGCAGCGAAAGGAACUUAGCACUAAUCCCCAGACCCUCAAGAGCAUUGAGAAGAUCUACACCAGCAAGCGUAUGAAGAAGUUCACACCCACCAAUCUCGAGACAAUCUUCGAGGAGCCCAGCGACGAGAAUGCCGCCGAUGCAGAGGAUGACAGUGAGGAGUGCUCUAUUAGCAGCCAAGUUAAAGUCGUCAAGGUUUGGGGUCGCAAACUUCGCCGAGCCAUCUCGUUCAGCGAUGGCCUGAGCAAGAACAAGAUAUUGUCAAAGAAACGUCGCCAAAAGGUGAAGAAAACCUUUGGUAAGCGCUUUGCGCUCAAGAAAAUCUCCAUGACCGAGUUCCACGACCGCUUGAACAAGAGUUUUGACAGUGCCAUGCUGGAGGGCGAUGAUGCAGAGGCUGGAGGUUCAACGGGAACCAUAGAGAUUCCCAAGACUUCCAUGACCAUGGAGGAUAUACAGCUACCGGCAAUGAGCAGCCAACACCAGUUCCUCAUGCAACCAGCAGGCUUCGAGUAGAGAGACUGAAUGAUCCAUUUCAUUUGCACCCCAUUAUAUUCAUCACAUAACAACUAGCAUAUAUUGUCCAAAAAGAAAUGUACUGAUACCAACUAUGAAGCUAGAAACUACGUUUGUUUGGAUUACUUUAUCCCGUAGUUAUAAGAACGCAUUCAAGAAAUAUGUGUGUAAAUAGCAUGUAGACAAAAAUAAACUAGAGCUAAACCUAAAAGUAAAAUUAUCCAGCCAUAGAAUACGAUUCUGUGCCUAGCAAUUAAGGGGAUUAAUAAACGUUAAAAAUACAUAUCCAUCUGCUGCUGUUCGAGAAUCCUUUUAAGCUGGUCAAAAGGGGAUCAUAACGCAGUCAUUUUAAGUCCAUCAAGAGCUGUUAUAAGGUUUUUUUGUAAUCACUUUUCUAGGUCUAAGAUAUACUUUUUAGUUUGAUAUUUAUUUUUAAAGGUACUUCUCAUAUGUUUAAACUAUUAUUGAACUUAUAUUAAGUAUCUUAUAAUGUUCUAGCUUUUAUAUGUUAAACUUUAUCACUUUCGACAGAGACCAUUUUUAUAUCAUGAUUUCCCAAAAAUAAAAUUAACUCAAGA